AUGGAGAUAAAGGGUGUGUCGUUGAGGAGAGGGUAUGAGUUAUUGAAGGGUUCGAGUGAAAAGAAGAAGAAUAGAGGAAAGGGAGUGGUGUUGGAAGGCAUGGUUAAUGGAAUGAGAAAUGGAGUGGUUUCAUGCACAGGAGAUGGAGGGGUUGUGAGGAUGAAGAUUGUGGUGAGAAAGAGCGAGCUAAAGCAGCUGGUUGAAGUGAUGAGUGGUUUGAAGUCAACAAUGUCGAUUGAAUCUUGUGUGUCUUCUUCUGUGGAGCAAAGAUUGAAGCUUUUAUGGAAGAGAAAGUAUGUUUCCAGAACCAAUGGGAAUGACCACAAGUGUUGGACUCCUGUUCUUCAAAGCAUCCCUGAAGAGAAAUUAGUUUAA
This is a messenger RNA of Sphenostylis stenocarpa, 375 nucleotides long. The record is from the annotation of a GenBank genome assembly. NCBI's taxonomy places the organism in Eukaryota, Viridiplantae, Streptophyta, Magnoliopsida, Fabales, Fabaceae.